AUGUCUAGAAGUUCUUUCAUAGAAAAAGGAGAUCCCUCUUCCAAGGUUCAAGUUAUCAUAUCAUCAUCAUCAGAUCAUAUUUCCACACAAACCCAGGAGCCAACACCCAUUGAAGCUCAAGCUAGUGUCAACACAGGGGUUGAACAGAGUUCCUUGAAACAAGAGCUGCAUGAAUAUGCACUCCGGAAUGAGUGGCACAAAGCAAAAUCCAUCUAUGAAGAGUUUCCUGAAAUGGUACGUAUUCCCUUAACUUCUAGUGGAGACACAGCUCUUCAUGUUGCGGUGAGCGCAAACAGCACUGAUUUUAUGAGAGAGCUUGUGAACUUUGAACACGUGACCCAACAAGACCUGGAAUUACGAAAUGCACAUGGGCACACAGCACUUUGCUUGGCUGCAAUUACAUGGAACCGUGAUGUUUUCCAAAUUAUGAUUCAAAAUAAUGAAAAUUUGGCACUGAUUCAUGCACAAUAUGGAAUGCUUGCGGUUCACUUGGCUGCUUUGACUGGAUACCAUGAAAUUGUGCAAGAUCUAUCCUCGGAUAAUCUACUUCAGAAAAUGGAUUUUAAGGAUAUUCAACGACUCUUUUUCAUGACCAUUAAUAGCAGCAUGUAUGAUGUGGCAACAGAUUUAGUUCAGAAAUAUACAGAGCCUUUGAUCAUUGCAAGAAACGAUGAAGAGAAUCUAACAGCUUUGCAUAUGCUGGCGCGAAAGCCUUCAGAAGAGAAUAAACAUGUACAUGACCAUAUAAUAUAUGAUCAACUAAUGGUAUUUGACACUUUAUGGGCACGAGCUAGAGAAACAUUGGAAUACAAGAAUAGAUUGGAGCUGAUAACUGAACCUUCAAUAGUACUGUUUGAUGCAGUAAAAUCAGGAAAACUUGAUUUUGUGAAAUCGCUUCUUUACAUGACCCCUGAAUUGUUACCGAUAAAGGACCCCAAAAAUGGACAGAGCCUGCUGCACAUUGCUGAAGUGGAGAUGGGUGUCCCUCCUGAAUUAAGUACAAUGAGAAACAAAGAUGGCAAGACACCAAAUGAUUUGUUUCAUGCUAAUCAUAGAAAGUUAUCUGACGAAGUUAAAGACACGGCCAAAGGAGUAGCCACUUAUAAUCAUGCUAGGAGUGCUGGCAGAGAAAAUGGAGACGAUACCUCCUCCAACCUUCAAGUUGUAAUAUCAUCAUCAUCAGAUCCUAUUUCCACACAAACUCAGCAGGAGCCAGCAGUACCUGAGGAUGCCAAUUUGUUGGGUAAAGGACUCUGGAAGGUUUUAUAUUAUAUUUCUAAAACAGUAGACAAGAAAAGUUUUUGGUUUACAGGUUCCUUGAAAGGGCGCCUGCAUGACUAUGCACUCCUAAAUUGGUGGUUCAGCGCAAAACCCAUUUAUGAAGAGUUUCCUGAUAUGGUGCGCAUUCCCUUAACUGCUAGUGGAGAUACAGCUCUUCAUGUUGCAGUGAGCAGAAACAGCAUUGGUUUUGUGGAAGAGUUUGUCAACUUUGAACAUGUGACCCAACAAGACCUUGAAUUACGAAACGGAAAUGGGAACACAGCAUUUUGCAUAGCUGCAGUUACAGGGAAUCGUAAGCUUCUACAAGUUAUGAUUCAAAAGAAUGAAAACUUGGCAUUGAUUCAUGGGCAAGAUGGGAUGCUUCCAGUUCACUUGGCUGCUUUAGGUGGCUACCACGAAAUCGUGGAAGAUUUGUCCUCUGAGAAUCUACUUGAGAAAAUGGAUGUCAAGGAUAUACAACAACUCCUUUUCAUGGCCAUUAACAGCGACAUGUAUGAUGUGGCAACAAAAUUAGUUAAGAAGUAUCCAGAGCCUUUGCUCAUUGCAAGAGACGAUAAAGAAAAUCUAACAGCUUUGCAUAUGUUGGCGCGAAAGCCUCACAACAGUGAAGAUGAAUUAACACAACUGAUUUUGUUUUCAACAUUAUUGACACAAUCAGAAGACUUGCAAUUCAAUUUUUUCUGGGAGUUGAUUACUAAACCUUCAGUGGUACUGUUUGAUGCUGUAAAAUCGGGAAACUUUCUUAUAGUGAAAACGCUUCUUUUCACGUAUCCUGAACUAUUAGCAGUAAAGGACCCUAAAAAUGAACAGAACAUACUGCAUAUUGCUGUUUUAUUUCGACAAAAUAGCAUCUUUGACUUUAUACUAAAGGCGAAUCCAAAGCUUUUAAUACGGGCAGUUGAUGAAGAUCGUAACAAUAUUCUACACUUAGCUGCAUGUCAGCAAAAAGAAGCAUCAUUAAGUUUGAGACCAGACAUUCGAAUGCGAAGAGAGCUGGCAUGGUUUAAGGAGGUGGAGAAAAGAGUUCCUCCAGAAUUAAGAGCAAUGAAAAACAAAGAUGGCAAAACACCAAAUGAUAUGUUUUAUGCAAAUCAUAGGAAGUUAUCGGACGAAGUUAAGGAAACAGCAAAGGGAGUAGCCAACUCUGCUAUGGUUGUGGCGGCACUUGUUGUUACCGUCGCUUUUGCUGCAGCUCUCACUACUCCUGGUGACAAGAACAAUGCUUGGUUUUCUGUAUUCAUCAUUACAAAUGCAGUUGCAUUGUUCACUUCUUCUUUAGCUAUUGUCUCUUUCUUGUCAAUUUUCACUUCAUCAAGAUUCAAAGAAAGUCAUUUCGUCAUCUCACUAUAUCCAAACUUGAUUAUUGGGAAACUUCUCUUGUUUAUCUCUGUCAUCACUAUGGUCAUGGCAUUUGCUGCAGCUACCUUCUUGAUAUUUGAUCACAUAGACAAGGGCCUUGCAAAUGUAGUGGCUUCUUUCGCCCUUCUCACAAUAAUUAUGUUUCUUGGGCUUCAGUUAAACCUUUUCGAUGGUUUAGUAAACUACUUCGUGUCAAGAUAUAUAUGAUCAUGUACCAACAAGUUUGCUUGUGAAAUAUAUAGUCAAGGUUUUCCUUGAAUUUGUGACAAUUAUACAUGUGUGAG
Lotus japonicus is the source of this 2924-nucleotide messenger RNA. RefSeq lists its product as uncharacterized. The record is from RefSeq and is a predicted model, not a curated record. Lineage: Eukaryota; Viridiplantae; Streptophyta; Magnoliopsida; Fabales; Fabaceae. The transcript has 8 exons. The coding region runs from base 1 to 2847 and encodes 948 amino acids. Gene Ontology annotation, molecular function: protein binding.